Molecule: messenger RNA, 1998 nt
Organism: Pygocentrus nattereri (red-bellied piranha)
Lineage: Eukaryota; Metazoa; Chordata; Actinopteri; Characiformes; Serrasalmidae
Gene: mc5rb
Product: melanocortin 5b receptor
Exons: 2
Coding region: 113-1099 (328 amino acids)
Biological process (GO): G protein-coupled receptor signaling pathway
Cellular component (GO): membrane
Molecular function (GO): melanocortin receptor activity
Source: RefSeq, a predicted model, not a curated record
UGAAGAAGUUGGAUCAAACAUCUGUGAGAUGUACAAGGAUAUGAAGAGUCAAACCAAGAGCUCUUCAUCUUAAGAUUUCUCUAUUCAACAUUGGGAGGGUCUCAGACAAAAGAUGAAUGCUUCAGUUUGGACUCCAUCACUCAUAAACUCCUCUCUUGCAUUCAUUAACCUCAGUGAAGAGUCCAGCAAGGCCAAACCAAACACUUCAGGAACAUGUGAACAGGUUCACAUCGCCCCAGAGGUUUUCCUCACAUUAGGCCUGGUGAGCCUGCUGGAGAACAUCCUUGUCAUCCUCGCCAUCUUGAAGAACAAGAACCUUCACUCACCCAUGUACUUCUUCAUCUGCAGCCUGGCUGUGGCAGAUAUGUUGGUGAGUGUCUCCAAUGCAUGGGAGACUAUAGUGAUCCAUCUCCUGGCCAACAGAAGGUUAGUGGUGGAAGAUCACUUCAUCCGUCAGAUGGACAAUGUGUUCGAUUCUAUGAUCUGUAUUUCCGUGGUGGCGUCCAUGUGCAGCCUCCUGGCCAUUGCAGUUGACCGCUAUGUAACCAUUUUUUAUGCGCUCCGAUAUCAUAACAUAAUGACUGUGAGGCGAGCCGGGCUUAUCAUUGGUAGCAUCUGGAGCUUUUGCACUGGCUGUGGGAUCAUCUUCAUUAUCUACUCUGACACCACACCCGUGGUGGUAUGUUUGGUGGCCAUGUUCUUUGGCUUGCUGCUGCUGAUGGCCUCUCUCUACAGCCAUAUGUUCUUACUGGCACGUUCCCAUGUCAAGCGCAUGGCAGCACUGCCGGGUUACAACACCUCCAUCCAGCCGUGGGCCAGCAUGAAAGGGGCCAUUACCCUCACCAUUCUUCUGGGUAUCUUCAUCGUGUGCUGGGCACCGUUCUUCCUUCACCUUAUCCUCAUGAUCUCCUGCCCAAGGAAUCUCUACUGCAUCUGCUUCAUGUCCCACUUCAACAUGUACCUGAUCCUUAUCAUGUGCAACUCGGUGAUUGAUCCGCUGAUCUAUGCACUGAGGAGCCAGGAGAUGAGAAAGACCUUUAAGGAGAUCAUCUGCUGCUACAACUUGCGCAACUUCUUUGUCUUCUCAAGUAAAUACUGAAUAACCAUCAGAUGAUUACUUUAAGAAAUAAUUAAAUUAGUUGACACCUUAAAUUCCAAACACACACUCCUAAAGCUGCAUAGGAGAAAUAGUAACAGAUAACAAUCUAUAUAAAGAUAAGGAAAUUAGAGCACAAUGUGGGACUUUAUUGAGAUCUCUACUAAAACUCAAGAGGAGAAAUGUGAGGUCUUUUUCUCAGGAGGAACAUCUGAGCAGCAGGAGACUUAAACAAAAGUUUCUUAUGUUUUUGUAUCUGAUGUUACUGUUGUCUAGGAGAAACUACAGAGAUAUUAAAGAGAUCUCUUUUUGAUUUUUCUUUCCUGAAUGUCAACCCUCACUUUGUUUCUCUCAUAAUUACAUAACCUGCAUAGUUGUAACCCAAUAAUAUAGUUACUGGAUAAUACGUCUUAAGCUCUUAAGGGGCUGAUUAAUGCAGUUCAUUUGUGGAGCACUGUUUGCACAUCUAAAGGCAACUCAGAGAAUAUAUUUAAAAACCACAAAGAAUGAAACGAACUGAAACUGGAAGCAGAAACUAAGCACAAGGAUGCAAGGCAUAACCUCAAACCCUCAAAAACAGAAUGAAUUCUUACACAAUCAUUUUCAAACAGUUUGUAUUUAUUAAGACUAAUGUAUAUAAAUGACAGUUCUGACAGUUUCCAGAGAACUUAAUCAAUGUGCUCUAUAUGAACUUGACAUUUCUAUUUAGCCUCCAAAAAUAUUAAAUAGGCAGUGAGAUACAUAUGAAGAUCAUAUAACAUCAGAUUUAAGAGUAUUUUUAUUAGUUUUACAGUGUGGCUAAAUAGAUGCAUCAUUAGCUGAUUUGAUUGAUGCGGGUAAAAUCAUCUUGAGUGAAGUGAUGAUUGGACAGCACAAGAAGUCUUACAUGUUCCAUUUGGGAA